GGCACAACAGAAAAACAUUCACCUUGUUGUCAGGAGAUCUUCUUAACUGGUACUCACAUAUAUGGAAAAAUGCAAGUAGUGUCUCCUUUGUGUGUGUGUGUGUGUGUGUGUGUGUGUGUGUGUGUGUGUGUGUGUGUGUGUGUGUGUGUGUGUGUGUGUGUGUGUGUGUGUGUGUGUGUGUGUGUGUGUGUGUGUUAGGCUGCUCUGUAAUGUUCAGGAAUGAGAGGAAUCAAGUGUUAGGCCUUAACCUAUGUGUUAGUAACUAGUGGGUUCGAAUGGCCAAUGGCCAAAAUGUGAGAAAGUGGGCUAGAAAACUUGUUUAGUGCAUUCAGGCAUUUAUUUUGUACUUCAUAUACAGUUGGUGUGUAUAGUUUUGUUGUAAACUCUAGUGUUUGCUUGUCUAAAAGAUUUAUUACAGGUUUUUCUGCAGGCUACUGCUGGAACAUCUCUCUCUCUCUCUCUCUCUCUCUCUCUCUCUCUCUCUCUUUAUUGUUAUGUGUGAACUUCCUCUCAAAUAUCAUAAAUUUUCCUUUAUCACAAAACCACUGACCUCACCUUCAACACCCCGCUUUCCUGUGGGUGAGUGCUUAGUUUAAUCAUUACUGCAAUUUUCCUGUUUUUUUUUUUUUUGUUUUUUUCUCCACCACAAGACCUUUGCUCUCAGAUGCAGACAUGGCUCUUAAAUAAGAUUAUCUGAGGUAAUGUGUUUCAACACUCAUUCCUGUACAUAUUUAUUGCUCUAUUGCUGUUUAUUUUUCUAUACAUUCACUGUUAAUGUUACAAUACAGUACAGUACAGUACAGUAGAGUUAACCUUUCUUUUCGGAAUAGAAAAGAACCUACAAGGGGAAUUCAUACACUGUUUUUUAUAUGAUCUCUGGGUCUAUGCAGUAAGGGGGUCCUGUCCCUCUAGGCACAGGUCUGUUGAUCCUAUUGUCUCCUGCAGUUCCACACGUGGUCCAGUGCACAAAGGGCGUCUGGCUGGAAGCUUAGACUUGAAAAGCAGCCAUCACAGCCCAUCCAUUCACAUCUGCUCACUGAGGCGACAAGGACUCAUAGUGAUGCUGGGUGAACAGGACAUCACAACAGCAGAUCACUUUGUCCUUGCGGCAGGGAGGAGAAACCAACUAAGCGACUGACCAGAACUCUAUUGGAGCCACUACUUUACCAAGGUUUCAACCGGGACUCAAUUCACCUCAGUGUUGACCUCUUAUACUUCUAGGUAGUCUUGGGGUCGCUGUGUUGCUGUGUAAUCCUGAUAUGAUGAUGCAUACUUUUCAAAUGAUACAUUUUGACUCAGAAAUAUCAUUUAAUAUAGUGUAUGCUGCAUAAUUUUAAUAAUUUUAGAUUUUUUUUUUAAAAUUCUGGUCAUUACCUCAGCUCAUAACCUUAACCUUUCUGUGUUCCCUAUGCAGAGUUAAGAAUCCACCAUGGGAGACUGGAGCUUCUUAGGUAAUAUUUUAGAAGAAGUGAACGAACAUUCAACCGUAAUUGGCCGUAUUUGGCUUACAGUGCUCUUCAUCUUCCGCAUUCUUAUUCUUGGCACGGCAGCAGAGUUUGUCUGGGGAGACGAGCAGUCCGAUUAUGUGUGUAAUACAAAACAGCCUGGAUGUGAGAAUGUAUGUUACGAUGAGGCGUUCCCGAUCUCCCAUAUCCGCCUAUGGGUGCUGCAGAUUAUUUUUGUGUCCACGCCUUCAUUGGUUUACAUCGGCCAUGCUGUCCACCAUGUCCAAAUGUUGGAAAAACGCAAAGAGCGUGAGAAUACGGAGCUUCACCGCCAGCAAGAAGUGAACAGCAAACAACUUCCUUUUGCAGAAGACCAGGGAAGUGUUCACACGACCAAGGACACUAGCACUGAUGGGAGUAAAAAAAUUCGUCUUGAAGGCACUCUACUCUUCACGUAUGUAUGCCAUAUCAUCUUUAAAACGCUAUUUGAGGUAGGAUUUAUUGUGGGGCAGUACUUUCUGUAUGGCUUCCACAUCCUUCCACUGUAUAAGUGUAGUCGCUGGCCCUGCCCUAACACGGUGGACUGUUUUGUCUCACGGCCAACUGAAAAAACCAUCUUCAUCAUUUUUAUGCUAGUUGUUGCUUCUGUCUCAAUUCUCCUGAACGUUGUGGAGAUGAUCCAUCUAUGUUUGAAGAACAUUCAAUCUGGGUUCCGUCAGACAGCACCAGCCCAGGUUCAGACCCUUGUCUCUUCUGAGAGAAGCUUGCCAUUCGUUCCCUUUCAUAAGCCAAAAGGUUACAGGCCACUUGAAGAGGAUAGAAAGGAGGGCGAGGUUGCACACAUCUACCCUCUAGCUGAAGCAGGUAUAGAGGAAGUCCAGCUUCUUUGUCUAUCUCAGGAGGUGGAGCAGAAAAGAACGAAUGUGGCAGUAGUACCUACAGCGCCCCCUGUGGAGGAGUCAGUGAUUUAUGAUGAGACAAUCCCAGCCUUUACUGAGAUCACCAAGGCUUUCCUUGAGCUACCACCAACCGAAGAGGAGGAGAUAUGUAGAGAAGGGGAUGAGGUGGACAGUUCCAUACUUGUGAUUCCCUUGGAAGUGGUACUGGGAAGGAGAUCAGAAGAAGAAUGCAUGGAGGAGACUCAGACAAUUGGUGAUGUGAAACAAGGGGAUGUGCAGCAAACUACAGAAUCCCUAGUUAGAAAAACCACAUUAAUAGAUCAACAAUUGGAUGUGGAGACUGAAUCAGGACAGGGUGGAACAGAGGUUGUAGACGUUCUAGAAGAUUUUGAGGUAGUUGGAGAAGAUUCUGAAGAGGUUGAGAGAUUGGUAAAAGUACCAGAAAAUGUUGAGGUGGUUGUAGAAGUACUAGACAACGUUGAAGAGAUCAUAGGAGUUCCAGAAAGUGUUGAAGCAGUUACAGAAGUACCAUUAAAUGUUGAGGAGGUUGUAGAAGUACCAGAAAAAUUUGAGGAGGUUGUAAAAGUUCCAGAAAAUAGUAAGGAUGUUGUUGAAGUACCAGAAAAUAUUGAGGAGGUUAUACAAUUGCCAGAAAAUCUUGAAGCAGUGGCAGAAGUACCAGAAAAUCUUGAAGCAGUGGUAGAAGUACCAGAAAAUCUUGAAGCAGUGGCAGAAGUACCAGAAAAUCUUGAAGCAGUGGUAGAAGUACCAGAAAAUCUUGAAGCAGUGGCAGAAGUACCAGAAAAUCUUGAAGCAGUGGCAGAAGUACCAGAAAAUCUGGAAGCAGUAGCAGAAGUACCAGAAAAUCUUGAAGCAGUGGUAGAAGUACUAGAAAAUCUUGAAGCAGUGGCAGAAGUACCAGAAAAUCUUGAAGCAGUGGUAGAAGUACCAGAAAAUCUUGAAGCAGUGGCAGAAGUACCAGAAAAUCUUGAAGCAGUGGUAGAAGUACCAGAAAAUCUUGAAGCAGUGGCAGAAGUACCAGAAAAUCUGGAAGCAGUAGCAGAAGUACCAGAAAAUCUUGAAGCAGUGGUAGAAGUACCAGAAAAUCUUGAAGCAGUUGCAGAGGUUCCAGGAAAUAUUGAAGCUGUUGUAGAACUACCAGAAAAUGUUGAGGUUGCAGAAGUACCAGGAAAUAUUGAGGCUGUUGUAGAAGUACCAGAAAAUGUUGAAGAUGUUCUAAACAUUCCAGAAAAUAGUAAGGAUGUUGUCGAAGUACCAGAAAAUAUUGAGGAGGUUGUACAAUUGCCAGAAAAUCUUGAAGCAGUGGUAGAAGUACCAGAAAAUGUUGUGGAGGUUGUAGAUGUACCAGAAAUAUUUAAAGAGGUUGUAGACGUACCAGAAAAUGUUGAGGUGGUUGUAGAAGUACUAGAUAAUGUUGAAGAGGUUGCAGAAGUAACAAACAAAAUUAAGGAGGUUGUAGAUGUUCAAGACAAAAUUGAGGAACUACCAGAAAAGAAUGAACUGGUGGUAGAAGUUGCAGAAAUGUUUGACAGCGUUGCAGAGGUUUCAGUAAAUGCUAACGGGGUUGUAGAAUUUCCAGAAUACAUUGCGGAGCUUGUUGAUGUUCAUGAAAACAUCGAGGAGCUUGUAGAAAUUCCAGAAAAUCAUGAAAAUGUGGUAGAUGUUCCAGAAAAGGUUGAGGAGCAUGUGGAAUUUCCAUCAGAAUAUCCAGUGAGUAAAGAGCUGUCCAAGACAGAAGAGCUUACAAUAGAAGCUAAGAGCUCCUCUGUAGAAGAAGAGAAAACUGUAGACCCCUUAUGGAAGGAGAAACCUUUAGAGGUGAUUAAAUCUGUAGGAGAGGAGCCUGUAUCUAGGAAAAUCAAGAGGUCAGAUAUACUAGAUGGUGCAGAGGAGACACUCAAUUUAGAGGUAAUUGCAGAGGUACCCGAAAUAGAAAAUUCAUCUAAGGUGGAGUCAGUAGAGGAUGUUGUCAGUACAAAGGAAGUAGUAGACUUUAUUGACGCUGUGGAUGCAGGGAAGUCAUUCAGCAAGAUGGGCAAUCCUGAGGAGGUUAAGAGCACUGGAGCCCAAGAUAGUCAAGGGAAAACUAGAGAUCCUGGAGUAGUAGAGAGUUUAGAAUUGGAGGUUAGGUUGCCAGAGAUACAGACACUCGAAGACACGAUUUCAGGCCCUCUCGUACCUCUGGAAUUAGCGGCAAAGGAGACCUUGGAAGAUACAAGGGCGCCGAGCAGUCUUAGAAAAGCAAGCGGUAGAGCAAGGUCAGAUGAUCUUACAAUAUAACUAACAUGUUUACGUGAGCUAAAACAUAGAAAACAUCUUAAAACUAAAACUAAAAAAAAAAAAAAUCAAAGGAACAAUAACCAGUAUUUUUGUUUUUAGUUUUCAUUUCAUCUCAAUGAAAAUCUUUGUUCAUUAGAGGCAUAUUUCUGAUAUUCGUGUUCUGUGUAUGCUGAGGUCCAACAUUCAAAAACAGUUGUUAGAUCAUGUUUAACUGGAAUCUAGAGCAAUCAUUAUUUUUUUUAUACCCAAUGUACUG
Molecule: messenger RNA, 4901 nt
Organism: Ictalurus furcatus (blue catfish)
Lineage: Eukaryota; Metazoa; Chordata; Actinopteri; Siluriformes; Ictaluridae
Gene: gja8a
Product: gap junction protein alpha 8 paralog a
Exons: 1
Coding region: 1430-4645 (1071 amino acids)
Biological process (GO): cell communication
Cellular component (GO): connexin complex
Source: RefSeq, a predicted model, not a curated record